AUGAUAGAAUUCAGUCUUUCGGAGCAACUUACAAGAUUCCAGACGAGUGACAAGCAAAGCUUCCCUAGCAUAGAAAAUCCGUCUAGCGAGCUGAAUAGCGCAAUUGAUGUUUUAGCUGUUUCUCCAGAGCUCAUAGACGAAAACGAUGAUACACUAGAGAGUCUUAUGGAUUUGGCACAUGUAUUUCCUACCUUGCAACCGCAGUUUCAGACCCAACUCACUUACCUUGUAAGUUCCUCUCUGGGUAAUCUAGCGAAGGGCAUCGGGUCCAGUCUGUCAGGCGGCACAACGAACGCCGAAAUUGUAAGCUUCGUGCCGCAAUGGAAACGACAGUUGGAAGAAUAUGGUUAUUUAACGCACGUUUUGCUGUUCUUCCUGGAAAAGGACAUCGCGACCACCGCAUCUCAAAGCAACAUAACCAAGACAAAUGGGAAGACACAGCAAAGUUCAGGAAAUAAUGUCAAUACACUUAAGAAAAUAUCAACUCAAAUUGAGAACGUCUUGGAGGGCGUUCUGAAAGUUUUCAACCUCAACUUAUCCAGGAUUUUCCCAACAACUCCUGAAAGAGACCUUUUCGUGGGCCUCUUCACAAAGCCCAUUUAUUUACUGAUUGAAACAGAGCAAAUUCUGAAAAUGUCAGCCAUAAAGUUGUUCAUAUUGAAAAUUAUCGGCACUGCUGUCAAAAACCAUGGCCAGAGUUCCAGCACACAAAAUGCAAUUCUAACAUCUCUAACCUAUUUUGUGCAUCUUAAUACUUUCAGCGCUGAGUUGCUACAGACUAUCAAUAAUGAUUUUGAUUUCCCGCAACUUACAGAAGAUAUUUUACGCGACAUCAGUAACAAAGAGUUCAAUAGCAAGGAUGCCAAGGGGCCUAAAUCCAUCGCCACAUUUUUGAUAAAGUUAUCUGAGCUUAUACCAAGGAUAGUGUUGAGACAAAUGACAUUGAUUGUGAAGCUUCUGAACAAUAGUUCCUUUACCUUGCGAUGCGCAGUUGUUGAGGCAUGUGGUAAUAUUGUAAUUGAGAUUUCUUCGAAGAGUGAAGACCUGGACGUAUACAAGCAGUCUGUAGAAGUCCUGUUGGAAUUGCUAGAAGAACGAUUUACUGAUUCAAAUCCAUACGUGAGAACAAAAGCUAUACAAGGCUGCCUGAAGAUUUGCGAUCUUCCUAUCAAAUUAAAAAAAAGUAGAUCGAACAUCCUUAUUUUGGCUGUUAGAUCUCUGCAGGACAGAUCAUCCCUGGUACGAAGAAAUGCAGUCAAGUUAUUAACUAAGCUCUUGCUGACUCAUCAGUUUGAUGCUCUCCAUGGAAUGCAAUUGAAUUUGUCUGAGUGGAAGGCUCGUCUAAAAAGUGCAGAAGAUCUCUGGACGGAAACUUUGUCUGCAUCUCAGGACUCUAGGAGAGAUACGUUAGAUGAUUUGAUCGAAAAAAGCGCUCGAGAAAACGAUGAGAACUCCUCCAGCGAAGACGAAGAUGAGCAACUAUCUAGACUUGAGAGAGAAGCAGAAGAUCUGCCAACAACAAAUGCAAAUGGAGCGUUCAAAAUGAAAUUGACUAUUCAAUACUAUAAAGAUGCGGUGGCUUUUAUUGAAACCAUGCACGAAGGGAUCGAAAAGUCGUGCCAACUCUUAUUAUCGAGGAAUAGAAACGAGGUGUUGGAGGUCAUGGAUUUCCUUGUAUUAACAGAUGCCUAUAACAUGGAGCUCAGCUCAAUUGGAGUGCGCAAAAUGCUGCACCUCGUCUGGAUGAAAGGAACAAAUGAUGAAGGUACAAGCAUCGUUUCUCACCUUAUUUCAAGUUACAAUCAAUUGUUUCUCACGCCCCCGGAAGGAUCUAAUUUUCGAGAAAAAGCCGCAUACAUUGCUAAGAAUUUGAUUCACUUAACUGAGAACACAUCUCCCGCUGAUUUGGCCUCGCUGGAGAAACUUUUGGGUUUAGUGUACGAAGCAAACUACAUCGAUCAAGAUGCGGUCAAUGUUUUAUGGGCAAUAUACAGCUCUGGAACCGAAACCCAAAGUCCUGGUGAAACAAAGCAAAUCCACGGGUCAAUCAUUGUACUUGGUAUGCUCUCUUUGGCUGACAAUCAAAUAGCUCUAAAAGGACUAGAUGCAUUAUUAAACGUCGGUCUGGGUAAGCCAGGUACAAGAGAUCUCGUUUUACUCAAAUAUUCCUGCGUUGCGCUUCAAAGAAUCAUUCCAAAGGGGAGCAACGCUGUAACAUCUAGUAUUGUGAAGGAAGACGAUGCUGUUCAAAAGCUGCAUGCACGAAUCAUCGAUUAUGUGGAAAACCCAGAGUACUAUCCUGCUUGUGAAGAAGCCAUAAAAGCCCUGUUUACAAUUUCUUCUUCUCCCGACAGUGUUGCCACCGAAAUAGUGAGGGAAAAGACUAUGAUGACAUUUGGCCGGAAGGAAGAUGAUGACCACCCGAACUACACUACUUCUAGAACAGUUUCAUUGGCUCAGCUCUUGUUCAUAGUCGGGCACAUUGCUCUUAAUACGACAGUCUAUGUGGAAAAGUGCGAAGCAGAAUUCAAAAAACGUAAGAUUGAAGCAGAAAGCAAAAGUAGCUCAAAGUCAAGCGCAAAUGGCACUCAAAGCACAGAAGAGCGCCAACAAGAACUCGAAAUGAUUGGCGGGACCAAUGAAGAUGACUUUACUGAUGCUGUGAAUUUUGUAAAAGAGAAGGAGUUGCUUUUUGGGGAGUCAUCCUUGCUAGCAAGAUUUGGGCCGCUGGUUGAAGAAGUUGUUUCUAAUAGCGCGAAGUUCGCGGAUGGUAUGCUUCAAAGAACUGCAGUACUUUGUCUCGAAAAAUUUAUGUGCGUUUCAUCCAAAUAUUGCGAGAAAAAUCUUCCCCUACUUAUCACAAUACUAGAGAAGUCUCCCGACCCUAUUAUUCGUUCGAAUGCAAUUCUUGGUCUAGGUGAUAUGGCGGUUUGUUUCAAUAACUUGGUUGACGAAAAUACGGAGUUUCUUUACCGACACUUACACGAUGAAGAUUUGAUGGUCCAAAAAACAUGUUUGAUGACUGUUACUUUCCUCAUUCUUGCAGGCCAAGUUAAGGUCAAAGGGCAGCUGGGUCAAAUGGCUAAAUGCUUAGAAAACUCUGAUCAAGGGAUCAGUGAUAUGUGUAAACUGUUCUUCACCGAGUUGGCUACAAAAGAUAAUGCUAUUUACAAUGGUUUUAUUGACAUAUUUAGUGGCCUUUCGAAAGACGAAGAAUUGGAGCAUAGUUCUUUCAAGAGGAUUCUGAAAUUUUUGCUUUCUUUCAUCGACAAGGAAAAGCACCAGAAGCAGCUAAGCGAGAAACUACUUUUGCGUUUGCAAAAGUCAGAAACUCAAAAACAAUGGGACGACGUUGCAUUUGUUCUCAAUAACUUGCCUUACAAAUGCGAAAAAGCCUCUGUAAUUUUGACCGAGGGCUUUAAACUAGUAGCAGCAAGGGACUGA
Messenger RNA from Lachancea nothofagi CBS 11611, 3444 nucleotides. The record is from the annotation of a GenBank genome assembly. Lineage: Eukaryota; Fungi; Ascomycota; Saccharomycetes; Saccharomycetales; Saccharomycetaceae.